Molecule: messenger RNA, 686 nt
Organism: Hyposmocoma kahamanoa
Lineage: Eukaryota; Metazoa; Arthropoda; Insecta; Lepidoptera; Cosmopterigidae
Product: RWD domain-containing protein 1
Exons: 4
Coding region: 72-686 (204 amino acids)
Biological process (GO): cytoplasmic translation
Molecular function (GO): protein binding
Source: RefSeq, a predicted model, not a curated record
UUGUAUUCGUUGAAAGAAAAUUUCAUGUGGUAAUUUAUAUUAUUAUAAUCCAUGUUAAAAUAAACCAGACAAUGGAUGAUUAUGCAGCAGAACAAGCUAGUGAGGUCGAAGCACUGGACUCGAUUUACUAUACGGAUAUGCAAAUGUUAGAAACAAGGCCGUUCCAUAAGUUCGCGAUAUCUAUAAAGUCCGAAGGGUUCGACGAAGGCGAUGGACUGGCGUGCAAGUUGAUAUUCACGUACACUCCUAAGUACCCAGAUGAGGGGCCUAUCAUUGAGAUAGAUGACAAGGAUAGCUUCGACGAUGCUUUUGAUAAGGGGGAGCUACUCUCGCAUCUGUAUAAAGAGUCAUUGAACAACCUAGGCAUGGUGAUGGUGUUCACAUUGGUGUCAGCGGCACAGGAGUGGCUCAAUGAUAAAUGGGACAGUGUGAAAAAGGAGCGGGAGUCACAAAUUCUUGCUAAACAGAGGGCUGACGAGGAAGCAGAGUUGAAAAGGUUUGAAGGCACAAGGGUGACAGUAGAGUCAUUCCUAGCGUGGAGAAAACAGUUUGAGGCAGACAUGGGCAUCCCAGCCAAGAGAGAAAGGGAAGCCAAGGAUAAGAACAAAUUGACUGGCAGGGAACUCUUCAUGAGAGAUAAUACACUCAAUGAAUCUGACUUGAAGUUCUUGGAGGAUGGUGAGUAG